UUCGGCUCUUGCUGCUGAUAACAAAAAGGAUGAUGAAAAACCCUUUUGCUCCUUUAGCUUCAACCCCACCCGCCCACGCGCCUUGCCGCCCGGCUCGCCGGAACCCGACCCAUUAGCAUUUUACUCAGACCACAUCGACCGCUUCAGCUCCUCUUUUCCGUUAUUUCUGCUUCGGAGUCCGGGCCUGAGUCUAAAGCGACUACUAGAGAGUAGAAUCGACAUUGCUGUAUCGAGAAUCCAGCGAGCACGAUCUUGCUGAGCUGAAGCUGAGAGAGCUGUUGUUGGCGGCGAGGAAGCGAUGUACGUGGUGCCUCCACCGCAGCGAUCGGAUCCGGCUUCCGGAUCCGCCGGUGCCGCCGCUGAUUUGCGGGUCUACCAGAAUUGGAAGGGCAGCAAUAUAUUUUUCCUUCAGGGGAGGAUUGUUUUUGGACCAGAUGUAAGAUCGUUGGGGCUGACCAUAUUUCUGAUUGUUGCUCCUGUCACAAUAUUCUGCAUCUUUGUUGCCAGAAAGUUGAUGGAUCAUUACUCACAUCACUUGGGAAUAUUCAUAAUGGCUGUCGCUGUUGUAUUCACUGUUUAUGAUUUAAUUCUCCUCCUGCUAACCUCUGGAAGAGAUCCUGGUAUAAUUCCCCGUAACACACACCCUCCAGAGCCUGAAGGAUUUGAUGGGAAUGUAGAAAGUGGGGCUGGACAAACUCCACAGUUACGCUUGCCUCGCAUCAAAGAAGUUGAGGUGAAUGGAAUCUCUGUCAAGAUCAAGUAUUGCGAUACUUGUAUGCUUUAUAGACCUCCUCGCUGCUCCCACUGUUCAAUAUGCAACAACUGUGUAGAAAGAUUCGAUCACCAUUGUCCCUGGGUUGGGCAGUGUAUUGGGCUGAGGAACUAUCGAUUCUUCUUCAUGUUUGUCUUCUCCACAACUCUUCUUUGUAUAUAUGUUUUUGCAUUCUGCUGGGUGUACGUUAGAAGGAUCAUGGAAGCUGAGGAGACAACGAUUUGGAAAGCAAUGAUUAAAACUCCAGCAUCUAUUGUGCUGAUAGUCUAUACUUUCAUAUCGAUGUGGUUUGUUGGUGGUCUUACUGCCUUCCAUUUGUAUCUCAUCAGUACAAAUCAGACUACAUAUGAGAAUUUCCGCUAUCGAUAUGAUAGGCGAGCCAACCCGUAUAACAAAGGAGUGGUGGACAAUUUCAAAGAGAUAUUUUGUACCACCAUUCCCAAGUCCAAGAACAACUUCAGGGACAAGGUUCCAAGGGAACCGGUGUUACCUCCUCGAUCAGGGGGUGGGGGUUUUAUGAGCCCAAAUAUGGGAAAAGCUGUGGAUGACAUUGAAAUGGGCAGAAAAACAGUGUGGGGUGACAUGAAUGCUGGGGGAGAUAAUUACGACGGGCAGCAUAACGGCAAUGAUCGUGUGAAUGUAAAAGAUGGUGAAUUAAGUGAAGUAUCCCCAGAUAUAAGGACGACAGUAGAUGAAACUGUGGAUCGCGCUGGAAUGCAUCCCAGGCGAUCGAGCUGGGGAAGGAAAAGUGGAAGUUGGGAAAUGUCCCCAGAAGUUCUUGCUUUAGCAGCUAGAGUCGGGGAACCAAACCGCAUGGGCGGCAGUAGCAGCGGUGGCUAGACGAACGAGAACCGACAUACAUAGGCAGCCAAAAUGCGACAGACCAGCAAACUAGUGACACGGAAGAUUUGAUUGUCCUGCAGAGUGGUGGUUUGUUUUCGUGCGCAGCCAUUUAAGUCCAACAUUAAUAUUAUGUGCAAUAAGGAGAAGGGACUUUCACUGUAAGGUGUUGGGUUUGACCAUUGUGCAAUUUAGAAAGGAGUUGACGAGUUGUGUGUUGUAUGAGUGAGCCUUCUUGUUUUGUAUUGCGUUUGUGGAAUUAGUUAGUUCCUAAUUGUAUUGCCAUUGUGGAGUUUCUCUCUCUCUCUCUGGUUCACCAAUUAUAUUGUGAAUUAUUGUUA
Molecule: messenger RNA, 1953 nt
Organism: Pyrus x bretschneideri (Chinese white pear)
Lineage: Eukaryota; Viridiplantae; Streptophyta; Magnoliopsida; Rosales; Rosaceae
Product: probable protein S-acyltransferase 7
Exons: 5
Coding region: 299-1612 (437 amino acids)
Biological process (GO): peptidyl-L-cysteine S-palmitoylation; protein targeting to membrane
Cellular component (GO): endoplasmic reticulum; Golgi apparatus
Molecular function (GO): protein-cysteine S-palmitoyltransferase activity
Source: RefSeq, a predicted model, not a curated record